UCGCGCCCAUCUCCGAGAUCCCCAGAUCCCCUCGAUCGCCUUCUCCGGCUCCCUCAAAUAAAACCCAUCUGGCCCUCCGCUUGCUUGAAUCCAACGUCUCUCGCGCGCAACUGAGCGAAGCAAGAUGGUCCAGAGGACGAAGACCGAAGGUCCUUCCCAGGCGGAGACGUUGUUGCGUGUUACCUCAGCCAUCGCCGCAGAACUCAUCAAGGCCCACGAUGCAAAUCAGACGGUCUCGCUGAACGAGCUGAGGGCAAAGAUGAGCAAGAAGUAUGGCUUCGGAGGGGUCCCGAGAUUGGUGGACAUCAUCAGUGCCAUUCCAGACGACUACAAGAAGGCGCUCCUCCCCAAACUGAAGGCACGGCCCAUCCGGACGGCGAGUGGCAUUGCAGUGGUUGCCGUCAUGUGCAAGCCGCACAGAUGUCCGCACAUUGCAAUGACCGGUAACAUCUGCGUGUACUGUCCAGGAGGUCCCGACUCGGACUUUGACUACAGUACCCAAAGUUACACAGGCUACGAGCCCACAAGUAUGAGAGCGAUCCGGGCACGGUACGACCCUUACGAGCAGACGCGAGGGCGAGUGGAACAGUUGAAGAGUUUGGGCCACAAUGUGGACAAGGUCGAGUUCAUCAUUAUGGGCGGGACCUUCAUGAGCAUGCCAGAAGAUUACAGGAACAAGUUCAUCGCACAACUACACAACGCACUGUCUGGCUUCACUGGGUUCGAUGUGGACGAGGCUGUCCGGUAUUCGGAGCAGAGCAAGUCAAAAGCCAUUGGUAUUACAAUCGAAACACGACCCGAUUACUGCCUCAGACCACAUCUCAGUCAGAUGCUUCGCUAUGGUUGCACUCGACUGGAGAUUGGUGUUCAAUCCGUGUACGAAGACGUCGCACGCGACACCAACCGCGGACACACAGUCCGCGCCGUCUCCGAGUCCUUUCACCUCGCCAAGGAUGCAGGCUUCAAGGUCGUCGCGCACAUGAUGCCAGAUCUACCCAACGUCGGUGUCGAACGCGACCUCGAACAGUUCAAGGAGUACUUCGAGAACCCUGCGUUCAGAAGCGACGGGCUGAAGAUCUACCCUACCCUUGUCAUCCGAGGCACAGGACUGUAUGAGCUGUGGCGGACGGGCAGGUAUAAGAACUACACGCCGAAUGUGCUCGUUGACGUGGUCGCACGGAUACUAGCACUCGUACCACCAUGGACGCGUGUAUACCGUGUACAGCGAGACAUCCCCCUUCCACUUGUCACAAGCGGCUGUGAAAACUCGGGGAACCUCCGCGAGCUCGCCCUCAACCGGAUGAAAGACUUCGGCGCCGAGUGCCGGGACGUGCGCUUCCGUGAAGUGGGCAUCCACGAGAUCCACCACAAGGUGCGGCCCGAGUCCGUCGAGCUCCUCCGGCGGGACUACACGGCGAACGGCGGCUGGGAGACUUUCCUCUCGUACGAGGACCCCGAGCGCGACAUCCUCAUCGGGCUGCUUCGUCUGCGCAAGUGCUCCGACGAGGGCACGUUCCGCCCGGAGCUCGUCAGACAAAAGGGAAGGGACGGCGACGAGGGUGGGUGCAGUAUCGUGCGGGAGCUCCAUGUGUAUGGCACUGCGGUGCCCGUGCAUGGACGCGACCCGACGAAGUUCCAGCACCAGGGCUUCGGGACGCUGCUCAUGGAGGAGGCGGAGCGAAUAGCGAGGGAGGAGCAUGGGAGUGUGAAGCUGGCUGUUAUCUCAGGCGUUGGUACUCGAGAUUACUACAGGCGGCUCGGGUACGAAUUGGACGGACCGUAUAUGAGCAAAUGGCUGUAACAGGGUAUCUCAUCCGGUGUAUUAGUAGGCUAC
Molecule: messenger RNA, 1834 nt
Organism: Rhodofomes roseus
Lineage: Eukaryota; Fungi; Basidiomycota; Agaricomycetes; Polyporales; Fomitopsidaceae
Exons: 7
Coding region: 125-1801 (558 amino acids)
Biological process (GO): tRNA wobble base 5-methoxycarbonylmethyl-2-thiouridinylation
Cellular component (GO): nucleus; elongator holoenzyme complex; cytoplasm
Molecular function (GO): acyltransferase activity, transferring groups other than amino-acyl groups; iron-sulfur cluster binding
Source: RefSeq, a predicted model, not a curated record